AUGAAAAUCAAUUCGUUUGACGAAAUAGAAAAGAUUUUCCAAACGUUUUCAUCAUCAUUAUCAAUUGUUUGUUUUCAUUGUGAUACGUCAACUAUUUCAACAACAAAUAAAAAUUUAUUUCAAAAGAUUUUCAAUCAUUCGAAUUUUACUUUUUCAAUUCAAUCCAAUUCCAUUCAUUUCUGGAUUGGUUCGAAACAUACGACCGAAAAAAUACUCAAUCAACAAGUAAAAGAGAAGAGAAGAAAAAAAGUAAUUCAAUGCUUUUCAUGGUGUUCAUCAAAAAAAAGCGGAAGAUUCACUUGGAUUUCGAUUCCAAAAAUUCUACAAAUCUCAUCUCAAAUACCAACCGAUCAAUUUAUCACGAAAACAGCACCAGAAGAAUUGAAGAAAAAAAUAUAUGAUCGUUUGAUUGAUGGAAUUGCAUCAGAAGGAUUUCCAGAAGCAACAAUUGCACCGAUGAAUGAAGCAGUUGUCACUGAUUUUGUUGGAGAUAUUUUGAAAGCGAUGGUUGCUCAUAGUAAUCGCACGAUACAUCAUGAUGAAUUAAUAUUAUCUCGAGAGAAACAAAUCAUCAGCAAAGACGAAGAAUAUGGUGGAAAUAUGGAAUUUAUAGUAACUCAUAAUAUUGAUGAUGGGAAGGUUCGUCAUGUCAUUGUAGUUGAAGCCAAACGUGAUGCACUGGGAAAAGGACUUACUCAACUGUUAUUAGCAUUGAAAUCAAUGUGGGAAACAAAUAACGAUCAGAAAACAGUUUAUGGAUUUGUAACGACAGCCACUCUAUGGCAAUUAGUCACAUUUGAUGGUCAAAUAUGGAAAUUAUCGGAAUCAAUGAUAGUUUUAUUUGGAAAUAUGCCUAAUAAAGAAGAUCGAUGGUUGAAAAGCAAUACACAACUAUUAGACGUGAUUUACACUAUUUUGUCAUCAUUAUGA
This is a messenger RNA of Adineta ricciae, 930 nucleotides long. NCBI's taxonomy places the organism in Eukaryota, Metazoa, Rotifera, Eurotatoria, Adinetida, Adinetidae. The record is from the annotation of a GenBank genome assembly.